AUGCUAGAAUGGAAACGCCAGGGCUACCGCAGCCGAGAACACGCCGAAGGCACCGAAAUGCAGAAGCGAUACGACCGCUACAGCAAGAAGAUUAACAACUUGCGCAGGGUCUUGAAGGCGUCUCUACUGCAAAAAGCCAUUCAAGACUUUCACACCAAUGUCCAUGUGGAUGAGGUUAACCGACAACUCCGGGGUAUAAGGCCUGCCGAUGUCAUUUCACCGCCGAACAAAGAGUACCGCUUUGCAAGCGACGCGAAAGCCCUUGUCGUGGGACAGAGAAAAGAGGCCGCAAACAAGCGGUCACGAGGCGUCUCCGCUCUUACCGCGCGCAAGGAACCUAUGGACAUGGCGGUAAGGAAAAUAUUCCGGAACUGGAAUCACCUGGAAAACCAAGUGAGUCUAUGGUGGAUUUGUCGGAGGGUGCAAGACCAAUGUGCCCAUUUUGUCGAUGGCAAGGCAGCCAUGGAAGGGGCCAACGGAUUAAAACAUGGCGACUGA
Hirsutella rhossiliensis is the source of this 498-nucleotide messenger RNA. RefSeq lists its product as uncharacterized. The record is from RefSeq and is a predicted model, not a curated record. Lineage: Eukaryota; Fungi; Ascomycota; Sordariomycetes; Hypocreales; Ophiocordycipitaceae. Bases 1 to 498 code for a protein of 165 amino acids. The transcript is spliced from 2 exons.